Molecule: messenger RNA, 2642 nt
Organism: Gracilinanus agilis (Agile Gracile Mouse Opossum)
Lineage: Eukaryota; Metazoa; Chordata; Mammalia; Didelphimorphia; Didelphidae
Gene: SLC6A20
Product: solute carrier family 6 member 20
Exons: 11
Coding region: 1-1785 (594 amino acids)
Biological process (GO): sodium ion transmembrane transport
Cellular component (GO): plasma membrane
Molecular function (GO): L-proline transmembrane transporter activity
Source: RefSeq, a predicted model, not a curated record
AUGGUGGAAAUGGAGAAAGCCAGACCUGUGUGGAACAACCCCUUACAGUUUGUGUUCGCCUGUAUUUCCUAUGCGGUGGGACUAGGGAACGUCUGGAGGUUUCCCUAUUUGUGUCAAAUGUACGGAGGGGGUGGAUUUCUGAUUCCUUAUAUCAUCAUGCUGGUUGUCGAAGGAAUGCCCCUCCUUUACCUAGAACUGGCAGUGGGACAGCGAAUGCGGCAGGGGAGUAUCGGAGCAUGGAACAUAAUAAGCCCCUAUCUUCGAGGAGUUGGCAUUGCCAGCGUGGUCGUCUCCUUCUUCCUCUCCAUGUACUACAAUGUGAUUAAUGCCUGGGCCUUUUGGUACCUCUUCCAUUCAUUCCAGGAUCCCUUGCCAUGGUCCAGCUGCCCACUGAAUAGCAAUCUCACCGGUUAUGAUGAUGAAUGUGAGAAAGCCUCAUCAACUCAGUACUUUUGGUACCGGAAAACCCUCAAUAUCUCACCCUCCAUUGAGGAGAAUGGGGGCAUCCAGUGGGAACAAGCCUUGUGCCUCAUCCUGGCGUGGCUGGUGGUGUAUCUCUGUAUUCUGAGAGGCACAGAGUCGACUGGCAAGGUGGUCUAUGUAACCGCGUCCCUGCCUUACUGUGUUCUCAUCAUCUAUCUGGUUCGGGGUCUCACCCUGCAUGGAGCCACCAAUGGCCUUGCGUACAUGUUCACUCCCAAGAUAGAACAGUUAGCGAACCCCAAAACCUGGAUCAAUGCAGCCACCCAGAUCUUCUUCUCCCUUGGCCUUGGGUUUGGCAGCCUGAUCGCCUUUGCCAGCUACAAUGAGCCAAGCAACAAUUGCCAGAAGCAUGCCAUCAUUGUGUCUCUGAUUAACAGUUCCACGUCCAUCUUUGCCAGUAUCGUCACAUUCUCCAUCUAUGGUUUCAAGGCCACAUUCAACUACGAGAACUGCAUCAAUAAGGUUAUCUUGCUGCUGACCAAUUCCUUUGACCUGGAAGAUGGCUUUCUGACCCCAGGCAACCUGGAGGAGACGAAAGUCUACCUGGCAUCUGCCUACCCAACAGAAUACAGUAAAAUAUUCCCAGAGAUUAAGAACUGUAGUUUGGAAUCAGAACUAGACACGGCUGUCCAGGGGACUGGACUGUCAUUCAUUGUCUACACUGAAGCCAUUAAAAACAUGGAGGUGUCCCAGCUGUGGUCGGUGCUAUAUUUUGUUAUGCUGCUGAUGCUGGGGAUAGGAAGCAUGUUGGGGAAUACCGCUGCCAUUCUCACUCCUCUGACAGACAGCAACACCAUUUCAAGCCGCUUACCCAAGGAGGCAAUCUCAGGUCUUGUGUGCCUCAUUAACUGUGCCAUUGGGCUGGUGUUCACCAUGGAAGCUGGAAACUACUGGUUUGACAUAUUCAACGACUAUGCUGCCACCCUCUCUCUGCUGCUCAUUGUGCUGGUGGAAACAAUUGCUGUUUGUUAUGUUUAUGGCCUAAAAAGAUUUGAAAACGACCUUCAAGUCAUGACUGGCUACAAACCAAACUGGUACUGGAAGAUCAUCUGGGCGUUCGUGAGCCCCUUGCUUAUCAUCAGCCUGUUCAUUUUUUACCUGACGGAUUAUAUCCUGGCGGGGACCCUGCAGUACCAAGCUUGGGAUGCCACGCAGGGUCAGCUGGUAACCAGAGAUUAUCCUGGUUACGCCUUGGCGGUGAUCGGCCUUCUUGUUGCCUCUUCCACUAUGUGCAUCCCCUUGGUGGCUCUGGGAACCUUCAUCAUGAGCAGAUGGAAAAAAGGAAAAACUGUUUCGGUGUGAGCGGCAGGACUCCUGAAGAUGUCUUCUUGGAGCCCUUGGCAUGAGUCCAGAUGGCCAUUUUUGUGUAGUUCAUAUUUAUAGAUUUACUUUCUUGGGCUGCCUUUUUAUUUUUAUUUUUUAAACAUGCCAGUAGUACUCUGGAAAGCGUCUCUUGGCUUUCAGGGCUUUUAAAGAGGAAAUAGGACCACAUGGCUGAAGGACAACCAUUUAAGAAAACUCACCAACUCCCCAGCCCUCAAGACUUCCUCUCUGGCUCUUCCCAACAAGGUUAUUUAGGACUGAUUUGUUAGCAAAAGCAUCUAAAGGAAAGCAGGCUCCUGUAAAGAAGAGAUAUGGAAGGGACUUCUUGUCAUUUGUGGCCAGGUGUAUUCACUCUCUUCUGAUGUCUGUUUAUAUGCAAUCCUUCCUUUUUUCCUGAGGGAGAAGGAGUCAUAGCCCUAGGGAGAGUGUGUUUAGAAGAACCCUGGCUGUCAGAUCACCUUAGCUGCUUAAGAGCAGCCACCAGAACUACAGAUGCCGAGGGGACAAAAUCUUUUAGAAUAUAAACAAAGGGGUCAGGUUCAUUCUGUAACAUGGCAUCCUUGUUCCCCUUUAAAUAUAGCUCUUGAAGAUUUAAGAUGAAGACCAGACCUAUUUCCAUGAUAUAAGAGACUUCCAGGUGAAGAAAUUCCUCCUACCAAUGCAGGUUGGCACCUUGGCAAAUGAUAAGCUUUUAAGAACUGUCUAGAGCAGAGGUUAAGUGACUCAAGGUCACAUAGCCAGUAUAUGUCGGAGGUAGAAAUUGAACCCAGGUCUUUAUGGCUUUGAGUUUGGCUCUCUUUCCGUUAUGCCAUAGCUGACUUUUUUUUUUUUUAAUA